AUGGCCUCCAAUCCGCUCAUUGGGCCGUCUGCUCUCCGAGACGUAAUAAAUCCCCAGUUUCAUCAAAACAACUUUCCAGCUGAGAUUUAUGCCAAAACAGAGCUUGGGAUAAAGCUCGACAAAGACGACCAAAUAUGUCGCCUCGCCCUGACUCCGGCUGGAUGCCCCCUCGGUCCUCUCCACUGUCCUUUAAGGCACACCACACCAUCAGUACAGAACUUCCAGCCUCCACGACAGCUUCCGACUCACCCCCGAGAACGAGAACGGCUUGCCACUGUGUGCAAACAUUGGCUGCGCGGUCUCUGCAAAAAGGGCGAUGCCUGUGAAUUCUUGCACGAGUAUAACCUUCGGCGGAUGCCUGAAUGUUGGUGGUUUGCAAAGUAUGGAUACUGCUCUGCAGGUGACGAAUGCCUUUACGCGCAUCCCAAAGAAAGGCGGAUUGAGUGUCCGGAUUACAAUAGGGGCUUCUGCAAGCUUGGACCAACAUGCCCUCGGAAACACGUACGUAAAGUCGCUUGUCAGUUGUAUCUGACUGGCUUUUGUCCUGCCGGCCCAGAGUGUCCGAAGGGCCACCCAAAGCCGCAGUUGCCGUCAGCCAGCGACUACUCCAACCAAGCUUCGUUAUCUAACAGGGAAGUCGGGCCGCCGCCACCAGGGUAUGGUAGUGGUCGCUACGACGGGCCACAAGCCGGAGGCGGUAUGGCAGCUGGCGGCCCCCCAAGGCGCAACCUUGACGAAUGCGGAGAGAAGGGCCAUUAUGCCAACCAUUGUCGAAACAGAAAUGUACCUGGCAAUCGCGGUGGCGUAGAUAGGUCGAAACGAUUUGGUGAAGAGUAG
This is a messenger RNA of Coprinopsis cinerea okayama7#130, 837 nucleotides long. RefSeq names its product no arches protein. Bases 1 to 837 code for a protein of 278 amino acids. Gene Ontology annotation, molecular function: metal ion binding; RNA binding. The record is from RefSeq and is a predicted model, not a curated record. Lineage: Eukaryota; Fungi; Basidiomycota; Agaricomycetes; Agaricales; Psathyrellaceae. The transcript is spliced from 5 exons.